GUCUUCUCGUGGUGGGUCCCCAUUGCCUUGGGGUCGGGUCCCUGGGCCUUGAAAAGGGGCUGAUCUCCAGGAAAGGGUUCUGUGAAGCCCACCAGAGCUGGAGAGGACUGUGUGGGCAGUCCCGGGAAGUCCAGCCCUGCAGGACCGGCCCCACCACCGCAGUGGGUUCCCCGGGGGGUCAGGGAUGCCGGCUCAGUCACCCGGGCGUCCCCUCGCCCGGGGCCCGGCCUCAUCCUCCCGGAGCCGUGGCCGCCGGCGCAGCGCCCCGAGGCCACCCUCCCUCUUCCUGUUACUUGAAAGUUGCCUGGAGACUUUCCUGUUGGAAGGAUCCUGAGCUACCGCUCCGGAAGCAGCAUGGAAACGGAUUAAAGGCGGCCGGGACACACACGCCUCCAUGCCCGCUGCUCCGUGACCUUGUCCGGCCCGUCGGCUGUGUCUGCCUUAGGCAGGGCCAGCGCUGCCGCCAUGGGAUGUGGUGGUACAACCCACCCAGUCGCGGUGUUGCGGGGCUGUGGAUGGACUGGCAAAUGGGGGCCCAAGCCUCAACGGAGCUGGUUCCCCGGGACAGUCCAUCCCGCUUCCCGCUGAUGGUGGACAUGCACAAGGAGAAGGUGUGCCGGCGCGAGAUCGGCGCCUUGACCGUCAGCAAGCACUUCCCCUCGCACCAGAAGAUCGCGCCCCCCGCCAGCCCCCCCAGCCUGGAGCCCUACUACAGGAGGCCCCUCAACUUCAGCGUGCUGGACGACGUCGGGCACGGCAUCAAGGACCACAGCACCCAGCUGUCCCGCACGGGGACCCUGUCGCGGAAGGCCAUCAAGUCAUCCGUGCCGGCUGCAGGCACCCUGGGGAGGGGCCCGCGCGUCCCCGAGCCCAUCCAGCCGCCCGUGGUCCCCGAGGGAAAGCUGUCUGCAGCCUCCUCCACCUCCUCGCUGGCAUCAGUCAGCUCGAGCGGAGCCCCUGGCCCGGCGGGCGACGGCGUCCCUGCACCGCCACCGCUCCCGUCCCUGCCUGUGCCACCUGCCCCAGGCCCGGCCACCGUCCCGCCACCGCCGCCACCGCUGCCUGGCGAGCUGCCACCCCUGGGGGACCUGGACCUGCCACCUCCAGGGGACCUGCCACCACCACCGCCAGGGGACCUGGACCUGCCACUGCCAGGGGACCUGCCACUGCCACCGCCGGAGAACCUGGACCUGCCACCGCCGGGGGACCUGCCUCCCGCCCCCGACGACUUCGACUCGCCGCCGCCACCGCCGGCUUUGCCCGAAUUUGACGACUUAGCCCCGCCGCCGCCGCCGCCGGCCUCCGAGGAGCCUCCCUGGGCGCCAGGCAGCUACCUGGAGAAAGUGGUGACCCUCUACCCCUACGCGCGGCAGAAGGACAACGAGCUCUCCUUCGAGGCGGGCGCCCUCAUCUACGUCACGCGGCGCUACUCGGACGGCUGGUGCCAGGGCGUCAUGGACGAGCGCGCGGGCUUCUUCCCCGGCAACUACGUGGAGCCCUUCUGCUGAGCCCCGGCCCGGCCCCGGGGGCCAAGCGCUGGCGCGGGGGGGGUCCGGGUGGGCUCCCCGCGGCCGGGAGGGCUCUGCUGCGCUUUGAGCAGCCGCUGCUUUCAUUUCGGCUUUGCAGAGCCGGCGUUUCGCUCGUCCCCUUGCUUCGGCCUCUCCCGCAGUGCUGCGGUGGGGGGUCCCUGGGUGCCCCCCCCCCAAUGCACCCUCAGCCCUUCUCCCACCCUGCUUUUUUUUUUCCCGAGCACUGGGGCAUUUGAGCCACCUCGCCCGCAUCCGCACGGGAGCCACAGCCAGCCACUUCCCACCUGGAUGUGUCCUGGAUACAAACAACUUGUGUAUCUGUUUUAUAUAUACAUAUAUAUAUGUAAAUGUGGUGUGUGUCUCUGUAUAUAUAUA
Molecule: messenger RNA, 1904 nt
Organism: Dromaius novaehollandiae (emu)
Lineage: Eukaryota; Metazoa; Chordata; Aves; Casuariiformes; Dromaiidae
Gene: ABI3
Product: ABI family member 3
Exons: 7
Coding region: 471-1508 (345 amino acids)
Biological process (GO): regulation of cell migration; neuron migration
Cellular component (GO): actin-based cell projection; lamellipodium; SCAR complex
Molecular function (GO): signaling adaptor activity; SH3 domain binding
Source: RefSeq, a predicted model, not a curated record